AUGGUCACCUAUGACACCUGGAAGGAGACUCGACGAUGGAUUGGCCUCGAUCCACCUGAUGAAAUUCCGUCCGAAGAGGAUGAGGAGGAGAAGGCUUCGUUUGCAGAGACAGCGACAGGGUCGAUUCCAUCACAGCUUUCGCUGGACAGGCCGGAUAGUUCUUCUUGGACGAGCUGA
Molecule: messenger RNA, 177 nt
Organism: Symbiodinium necroappetens
Lineage: Eukaryota; Dinophyceae; Suessiales; Symbiodiniaceae
Source: the annotation of a GenBank genome assembly